Mytilus trossulus (common blue mussel) is the source of this 642-nucleotide messenger RNA. RefSeq names its product heavy metal-binding protein HIP-like. The transcript is spliced from 2 exons. Lineage: Eukaryota; Metazoa; Mollusca; Bivalvia; Mytilida; Mytilidae. The record is from RefSeq and is a predicted model, not a curated record. Gene Ontology annotation, molecular function: protein binding. The coding region runs from base 40 to 642 and encodes 200 amino acids.
GCUUAUUGGCACAGAGUUUUCACGUCUGGAAGUAAAACAAUGAAUAUGUGUAUAAAAGCGGUCAUCGUUUAUUCUGUAAGUGCAAAUAAUUGUCGGAAAGAAAUCUUAUCGCUUCGGAAGGAAAAUCACAUCCAGAAAACAAAACUUGAUGCUUUUGGUGAUAAACUGGAUUUUCUUAUGACAUCAAUAACUAAACUUGAAAACGAUAACAAGAGAGAUCAUAUUGCUUAUUAUCACGCAAAAAGAUCGGCAGCCCCUGUAAUCGCCUUUCAUGUCUAUGCAUCCCGCAAUCUGGAUUCCUUAGGAGUACACCAAACAAUACAGUUUGACAUAAUAAUGACAAAUGAAGGCAAUGGUUAUAAUAAAUAUACAGGCACAUUUAUUGUUCCUUCGUCAGGGUUCUACGUUUUUACAUGGACAAUAGAUGUUUCGAAUAGCGUGUGUGCAACUGAGCUUGUUGUAAAUGGUGUAGUUAUUGGAAUUUCUUACCCCGAUUCCUCAGAAAACGAAAACAACGCAAUUUCCACAACUGCAGUUAAGCAAGUAUCGUUAGGAGAAGCAGUUGCUGUAAGAGCCAGGGGAUGCAAACAUUUGCGAAGCGACACAGUUGCCAGAUGUAGUUUUAGUGGAUGGAAGCUUUAA